AUGGAUCAUCCUAGGAAAAAGUCGAAAAUCAAGCACCAUGAUCGAAUCAUCCUCCAUUUUGUACAGCAUCCUUCCCUACUAUUCUUUAUGCAUCAUUCAAUUGUAGACACAAUGUGGUGCAAGAACUGGUCUGACUGUCUGUCUGAUCUCGAUUGCUUCUACGCCCAGGUCUACGAAAACAAAACCCCCUCUCUCAAAUCCCUCCCCCUCGGUAUCCGCCAAAAGUCCCUGCUAGCAACAUGCAACUACCCCGCGCGCCGUCUCGGCGUCAAGAAGCUCAUGUCCAUCGCCUCCGCCCUAGCCAUCUGCUCGGACCUGGUCAUCGUCGACGGCGAAGACUUGACUCCCUUUCGGGACGUCUCCAAGCGUCUUUACGCCCUAUUGCGCUCGUACUCGUGGAAUGACAGAGUCGAAAGACUGGGUCUGGAUGAAGUCUGGUUGGAUGUAAGUGAUAUGGUUGAGUAUAAUGUUGAACUGCUGAACCGCCAUGACUUGGAGCACUCGUGGUUUUGUUUAGACAAUAAGGAUCCGGAGAAGGGGUUUGCGUUUGAUGCGAGGGUGUUUGCUGGGCAAGUUUAUGGGAGGGAAAAUGUUGGUCUUGAGGGGUCUGGGACUGGGGGAUAUGGAGAUGGACAGGCUGGGUUGUUGAGAACGAAACUCCUCCUUGCCUCUCACUUGGCUCUUCACCUCCGUCUAAAAAUCGAAGAAGAAGGGUACACCACCGCCUGCGGGAUAUCCACGAACAAACUUCUCGCCAAGUUGGUCGGUAACGUGAACAAACCCCGGAACCAGACGACCCUCUUGUCUUUCGGGCCCGACGACGGCGAAGAAACUGUUCAAAGAUUCAUGGGCAGUCACCAACUGAGAAAAGUACCCGGGAUCGGAGGGAAAACGGCCGCUGCUCUCUCGGACUAUUUCAUUUCCCAGUCCAAGCCUGGCUCAUCUUCACCCCCAAACCCCAAAGAAAUCACCGUCGACGACCUCCUCUCCUGUCCCGGCCUAUCACCAUCAAAACUCGACUCCCUCCUCUCUUCACUUUCUUCCUCCUCAGGUACAGGAACAGGAAUCGGCAAACACAUCUUCUCCCUCCUCCAUGGCCACGACUCCUCCCCCGUCAAACCCGCUCGCUUGCUCCCCACGCAAAUCAGCAUCGAAGAUACUUAUUUCUCUUGUCCUUUGGUCACCAUCGAGCAAGUCCGGCGGGAACUGGUGAAGAUCACUGGGUCAUUAUUAAAGAGAAUGAAGACGGAUCUGAUGGACGACGACAAAAAGAGGUGGCUAGCGAGGCCUAAGACGCUACGGUUGACAACGAGACCGAGGACGGACCCGAGAGAGGGGAGAGGGUAUGGCUAUGGGAGGGUCUCGAAAAGUCAGGGUCUGCCUGGCUACGUCUUUACCAUUGCAGGCAGUAACAGUCACGGUAACGCCCAUGGUGACGACGAGAUUAUCCAGAGACUUGUCGCCGAGACAUUGCUACCGAUGUUUCGCGAACUUAACCCGCUUAACCCGAGAAAAGGGGAAAAGGGGUAUAGCAUCGGGUUGCUAAACGUCUGCGUGACGAACAUGGACUCGAUUGAUCCCACAACCGGUGGCGGCGGCAGCGGAGCAGGAAAGGAUAUCAAAAACAUGUUUAUAAGGGCGAGAGAAUUCACCGUUUACGAUCCCGAACAUGAGCACGCCGACAACACCGGAACCCAACCUGAAACUGAAGCUGAAUCUCUGGAUAAUUUGGAUGCAGAAGACCUAAGCCAGGACCCGGACUUGAACUUGGACAUGAGUGAUACAAGCUAUGAAUCCUCCAACGGAAAAGCAAGAGGGUCGGCGGAGGACAACGAUAACGACAAUGGGGACCCCAGCACCACUAACCAUCAACAACAACAUUCCGUCUCCAACAUCCACGAGCAAACACAAGCACAAGCCGACCGCGACACGAACCACUUGGGUCCAAUAAUGUCAACCAACCAUUACUUUCACAUCGAAGACGACGACGAAGUCUGGGAUGAUUCACCAGACAAUGUGUGGAAUCACGAUGAUGAAGAAGAAGCCGCAGAAGAAGAAGAUGAUGAUGAUCUGGACUACGACGACCUCAGAGACGCCGAGGGUAUGGGUGUCAAUGGUGACAGUGAUGGUGGUGAUGGUAUUAGUUGUCCACUAUGCAACCACUUCAUUCCUUUAUUUGCAUUAUCUGCUCAUGAGCGGUUUCACAGUAUGGAGUUUGAGGGGGAAUUAGAUGCGUAG
Molecule: messenger RNA, 2238 nt
Organism: Neurospora hispaniola
Lineage: Eukaryota; Fungi; Ascomycota; Sordariomycetes; Sordariales; Sordariaceae
Exons: 3
Coding region: 1-2238 (745 amino acids)
Biological process (GO): translesion synthesis
Molecular function (GO): damaged DNA binding; DNA-directed DNA polymerase activity
Source: RefSeq, a predicted model, not a curated record